AUGAGUUAUGGGGACAACAUUAACCUUCAGUAUGCUCUAUGGACCGAGGAGCAAGAUCUCUUCAAGCUCUUCGCGUAUAUCGGAUACAGCAUGGGUGCAGCGAUUGGUUUCGUCAAGAACCUUGGAAGCAGGCGGGAUUUGCCAGGCUUGAUGGAUAUCCGGAAUCGUUCUGGACAUGAUGCAAACGAUCUUCUCGCCAUGCUGUGGACAUGGCAGCACGGUGAUAUUACUGUGCUCUACCGUAAAGAUGAGGAAGAUGUAGGUAACACAUUGGGAAGAAUUAAGGCGAGAUGCUUGAUUCCUCCCUGCGCUACCGAUGUAUUCUUCCCGUAG
Molecule: messenger RNA, 333 nt
Organism: Fusarium redolens
Lineage: Eukaryota; Fungi; Ascomycota; Sordariomycetes; Hypocreales; Nectriaceae
Exons: 2
Coding region: 1-333 (110 amino acids)
Source: RefSeq, a predicted model, not a curated record